AUGCGGUUCGGCCUCGACGACCACCCCGACAGCUCGAGCGACGACCCAGACUCGCCCCUCCCGCCCCUGCCCUCGUCCCGCUCGAGCCGCCCUGCGCCCACUCGCACCAAGCCCGCACACCCAUCACCGGCCACCUCCCCACGAGAGCCCUUCAACCCGACCCCGCUCCGCCUCGUGCGCCCGCCCUCGCUCAGGCACCCGCACCACCACCACCGCCCGCGCAGCCUCGCUCCUCCUUCGCCCGACUCGCCCACCAUCCUCGACUCGCUCGACAGCAGCAGCGACGACGACGGCGACAGCAGCGGCGACGACGACGACGACGACGACGACGACGACGACGACUCGGACUUGGACAGCGAGGAGGAGGCGUGGCCUGUCGGCCCCGUCAACAGCGUCGGCCCCGGUGGAUGGCGUAGGCGAGGCGCACCUUCGAGCGCACGCAAGGGCAAAGGCCGCGCCGCCGACUACCCGUCGUCGUCCGACCCGCCACGGGUCUUUGGCGCCCCGGACGACCUCGACGUGUGGGACGACAAGGCGCGCGCGUCUAGCUGGGCCCUCGCCAACCGCACCUUCCACCUCUCGCUCGCGCGCUCCAAGCACCUCUCGCCCGCGCUCCACCAGCACGCCUCGUCUUCUUCGCGCCGCUCCACCACCACCGCCACCGCCAACACCGCCUCCCCGUCCUCGUCGUCGUCCGCCGACCUCGACUCGAUCUCGGGCCUCCUGUCGCAGCUCGAGCUGCAGCACUCUCGCGACGCGGCCGCGCUCGUGCGCGGCUUCGAGCAGCGCAACGCGGCGCUGUGGGACGCCAUCGAGUCGAGCAUCCGCGCCGCCGAGGCCGAGGAGGGCGAGCGGCAGCGCGCCUUGGUCGAGGCGCGUGCGCGCGAGGAGGAGGCGCAGCGCCGCGCCAAGGAGAUGCGCGAGGCCGAGGAGCGGCGCGCCGAGGACGAGAGGAGGCGCAAGGAGGACGAGGACAAGCGCGCCGAGGAGGAGCGCGUCCGGCGCGACAAGGAGGACGAGGCGAACCGGGCCGCGAGGGCCGAGGAGGAGCGCAAGGCGGCCGCAAAGGCGAGCGCGCUCGGGCUCGCGACAGGCGACGCCGAGGGCUCGCCCGAGCACGAGUUCAAGCGGUGGACCGCCAAGAUGCAGCACAUCAAGCAGGCCGUGCUCCCCGUCGUGUCGCAGAACCCGGCGUGGCGCAAGGCGUGCUUCCAGGCCAAGCGCGCCAUCACGCCCAAGAUUGGCCAGCUCACGUCGUCGGCCCAGGCCAUCUCGCGCAUCACGGCCCAGCUCGACGACGUCCUGUCGUCGAUGCGCGCGCCACCCCCUGCCGGGCCGGGCGCGCCCGAGCCCUACACGUGGACGCUCAACCACCUCGCGAAAGCGCUCGUCAAGCAGGCAGAGACCGAGGUGACGGCCAAGCUCGGGACGGCGUACCCGCUCGCGAGGGUCGUCGUCGGCCUGCUCGUGCGCGGCCACACCGAGCUCGGCGACGUCCUCAUGGCGAGGCUCGUCAAGAAGUGCUUCUGGGUCACGGGCCACUUUCCGAGGAGGGCACCUGGCGACACGGACGAGGCGCACCAGAAGACGCUCGGGCACGCCCCGCCAACCUCGUCCGAGACGCUCGUCCAGUACGCCGAGCGCAUGUCCGGUCUCGUCGCCCUGUACGCCGCCAUCCUCCAGACGUCGCCCCUCUCGCCUCCUCAAGGCCCGCCCGCCUCACCCGACGCCCUGCGCAACGUCCCGCCCCAUUUCCGCCCCGCCGCCGGUUGGCGCUGGCUCGCGCUCGUCCUCCGUGCGCCCCUCGUCGCCCUCGAGCCGACCCCGCUCCUCGUCGUCACCUUUCUCGAGGUGGCCGGCGCUGCCCUCGUCGACGUGUACGGCGCCCAGAUGCGCAAGUUGCUCGACUGCCUGUUGCGCGAGGGCGUGCGCGACAACAAGGCGGGCUUCUCGGACAAGGCGAGGGGGAGCCAGGUCCGGCUCUUGCUGUGGCUCGAGGAGUGGGAGAAGACGGGCACGGCAGAGUGCGCAAAGGGGAGGGAGGUCGACCCGUAGCCGUCGCGCGAGCCGCAACUCUUUCGCCUUCUCUCUCGUGC
Messenger RNA from Rhodotorula graminis WP1, 2096 nucleotides. RefSeq lists its product as uncharacterized. Bases 1 to 2055 code for a protein of 684 amino acids. The transcript has 5 exons. The record is from RefSeq and is a predicted model, not a curated record. Gene Ontology annotation, molecular function: inositol hexakisphosphate binding; phospholipid binding; translation initiation factor binding. Lineage: Eukaryota; Fungi; Basidiomycota; Microbotryomycetes; Sporidiobolales; Sporidiobolaceae. Gene Ontology annotation, cellular component: nuclear pore cytoplasmic filaments; nuclear pore; cytoplasm. Gene Ontology annotation, biological process: regulation of translational initiation; poly(A)+ mRNA export from nucleus; regulation of translational termination.